Messenger RNA from Candoia aspera, 2726 nucleotides. RefSeq names its product Bardet-Biedl syndrome 2 (gene BBS2). Gene Ontology annotation, biological process: non-motile cilium assembly. Gene Ontology annotation, cellular component: neuron projection; motile cilium; membrane. Gene Ontology annotation, molecular function: protein binding. Bases 60 to 2228 code for a protein of 722 amino acids. The transcript is spliced from 17 exons. Lineage: Eukaryota; Metazoa; Chordata; Lepidosauria; Squamata; Candoiidae. The record is from RefSeq and is a predicted model, not a curated record.
UCCUUCCCUCGCUUGCGGGCCGCCCGAAGAGGCCCAGGCCGGCCUCCGCCGAUUCCGCCAUGCUGGUGCCGGUCUUCAGCCUGAAGCUCAGCCACAAGAUCCUGCCCCGCGGCGUGGCGCUGGGCAGGUACGACGGGACCCACCCGUGCCUGACAGCGGCCACGCACGCCGGCAAGGUUUUUAUUCACAAUCCUCAUGGACGUGACCAGCGCGUCAAUACAAACCGCUUGGUACUUAGUACCCAGGAUGCGGAUAUUUCUUUGCUGAACAUCAAUGAGGCUAUCAGCUGUUUGACUGCAGGGAUGCUGAACCCUGGUCUUGGCUGUGAUUCCCUCCUGGUUGGCACACGGACCAGUUUGUUGGCAUAUGACGUACACAACAAUGCUGACUUGUUUUAUACGGGGGUUCCUGAUGGAGCAAACUCCGUAGUCCUAGGAACACUGGGAGACAUUUCCUCCCCCCUUGCAAUUAUUGGCGGAAACUGUUCCCUGCAGGGCUUUAAUUAUGAAGGAAAAGACCUGUUCUGGACGGUCACUGGCGACAAUGUUCGUGCUCUAGCCCUCUGUGACUUCGAUGGUGAUGGGAAAAAAGAGCUUCUCGUCGGGUCCGAGGAUUUUGAUAUUAGGGUUUUUAAAGAAGAUGAGAUUGUGGCAGAAAUGUCUGAGACUGAGACCAUCACUGCACUGACUCCAAUGAGGACCACUCACUUUGGCUAUGCCCUUGCUAACGGCACAGUGGGCAUUUAUAACCAGGCGGCGCGCUACUGGAGAAUCAAAUCUAAAAAUCAGGCGAUGAGCAUCCAUGCCUUUGAUAUCAACUCUGACGGCGUCUGUGAGCUCAUAACUGGCUGGUCCAGCGGGAAGAUCGAUGCACGCAGCGAUCGAACUGGAGAAGUGAUUUUCAAGGACAACUUUGCUUCUUCGGUGGCGGGAAUUGUGCAGGGAGAUUACAGAAUGGAUGGAAAUACACAGUUAAUCUGCUGCUCGGUGGAUGGUGAAGUGCGAGGAUACCUGCCGGGCAGCCAAGAGAUGAAGGGAAAGCUGAUGGACACAAGUGUGGAGCAAGAUCUGAUUCGAGAGCUUAGUCAGAAGAAACAAAACUUGCUACUUGAAUUACGCAACUAUGAAGAAAAUUCAAAGCAGGUGGAGUUGAACACUCAGGUGAAUGAGAUGGAUGGGCAGAGGGGUGUGAUCCCAGCGAACACGCAGCUCCAGACGACAAUGUCGGUCAGCCUGGGGUCGGAAACUGAAUCUGCUCACGUGGAACUGUGCAUUUCCACAUCCAAUGAUACCAUUAUCCGGGCGGUGCUGAUCUUUGCUGAGGGCAUCUUUGAAGGCGAGAGUCACGUGAUCCAUCCCAGUCCUCAGCAUCUCUCAAGCAACGUCAAAGUCCCACUCUCUCCCCCGAAAGACGUUCCAGUUGAGCUGAACAUCAAAGCGUUUGUGGGAUACAAGAAUAGCACGCAGUUCCAUGUUUUUGAGCUGUCGCGGCAACUCCCUCGCUUCUCCAUGUAUUCAGUGUGCAGCCCAGACUCUGUGGCCAGGCCUCUGAGCUUUGUGAAGUUCACUCUUGGCGAGAGGGUGCAGAUGGUCAUCAUGUGGCUAAAACAAAGCUUCCUGUUACCAGAGGAUGUGGAGAUACAGAAUGAGUCCUUUGAAGUCUGCUUUACCUCCCUGCGUGACACAGGGCAGCUGCGCAUCCAAAUGCAUUCCGGUGGAGAGAUCUCCAUUAACACUGAUAACAUUGACCUGGCUGGUGACAUCAUCCAGUCAAUGGCCUCAUUUUGGGCAAUUGAAGACUUGCAGGUUGAAGCAGAUUUCCCUGUGUAUUUUGAGGAGGUGCGCCAGGCCUUGGCUGUGGUGGACAGUUCUCAUGCGGUUUGUCAGAAGCUCACAGCCACCCUGGCUGACAGCUCCGGUCUCAUCCGCAGCAUGUUGGUUCAAGCAGAAGAUUCACGCCUCAUGGGAGACUGGAGAAAUAUGAAGAAGCGGUAUAUGGAAUUGUAUGACCUCAACAGGGAUUUGUUGUCUCAGUACAAGAUUCGCUGUACCAAUCACACCAAGCUCUUAAAUAACCUCAAAGCAAUAAAUCAGGCCAUCCAACGAGCAGGAAAUCUCCGAGUUGGGAAACCCAAGAUGCAAGUGAUUGCUGCCUGCCGGGAUGCUAUUAAGAACAACAGCAUUAAUGUGCUUAUCAAAAUAAUGCGUCUGGGGACAACUUCCUCUUGAUCGGUGAAGCUUGGAGGUGAUCCAAGUGCCAGCCCAGGGAGACAAUCAGGAAGAUCUAGCAGCAGAUAGACAGUAGAUUAUGCUGUCAGACGAGUGCCCGGUGGAGUUCAGUAUGGAGACUUUACUAGGACUGAACAGUCUAGUGCCUGGGGUAGAAGAGAGGAGGCCAGUAUGCUUGCUCUAUAUGAAUAUCAUGCUAGCUGAGAGAUGCCUAAGCUUUUAUGGACAUAAGCUGGGAAUUUCAGAAGCUGAAACCACCCUGGAGGGUGUUUCUUAAAAUAGCAAUUUUUGAUUCUUCAAUAAAACUGACAGACCUCAGUCCAUCUGUAUGGUUUAGUCCAUUCUAGAGGAGGAGAAAAUGUAAUCUAGCUUUGUAUGAAGCAAGACGCUGAAAGCUUAAGGUAAUACCGAACCUUUUUUACUAUUAUAAACUAAUGUGAGGUCUGGAGAUGAUUAAAAAUAAAGUUUAAAAAGUGUCAUCGCCCUUUUCAAAUUUAA